CACCCCUGCCUCUGUGCGCCACUAUGUCUAGAUCCAACAGUGUCAGCCCACCCGGGAUGGGUGCUCCGGGGCUGAGGGGAGGGACCGAGCACAGAUCCGCUUGGGGAGAGUCUGAGUCUGUGGCCAAUGGUUGUCCAUACUCAGCCAGAUCCCUGCACAAGAAGCAGAGCAGGGUCGGCAGGCGGUGGAGGGAGGACGAUGACGACCCGGACCCCCGGCCGCCCGGGAGAGCCCAUACCACCGUCAGCAGGGUCAGCUUCAGGUCCAGGUCGGCUUGGCAGGACCAUGGCGAGGAGAACCGAGACGAGAACUGUGUGUCCUCCAAGCGCACGGACGGCGAGGUGAGACCCAAGUCCGUGGAGCUGGGUUUGGACGAGCGGAGAGCCAAACCGAGGGCCGACGACCAGGAGGAGGUCAUGCCGGAAGUCCACGUGUCUCUGGUGGCGUGCUGCAGCAGCGUCAUGCACGUCUUCAAGUCCAAGAAGUUCCGGUCGGAGAAGCUGGAGCGCCUCUACCAGCGCUACUUCUUCCGGCUCAACCAGAGCAGCCUGACCAUGCUGAUGGCGGUGCUGGUGCUCGUCUUCACCGUCAUGCUGGGCUUCCACUGCUCCGGGGGGGCCUCGGGACCCAGCGUCACCUCCGUGCUGGUCUUCUCCGUGGCCAUCUUCCUUACGCUCGUGCUUAUGGUGGUGUGUAACCGGAACGCUUUCCACCAGGACCACAUGUGGGUGGUGUGCUACGUGAUGAUCCUCAUGGUGCUGGUGGUGCAGGCGAUCGGAGUUCUGCUGGUGCGGCCCAGAAGUGCCUCGGAGGGGGUCUGGUGGACCGUCUUCUUCAUCCAUGUCAUCUACACGCUGCUGCCUGUCCGGAUGCGCGCCGCCGUCAUCACUGGAGUUAUUCUGUCCGCCAUCCACGUGACCAUUUCUUGGCUUUUGAACGGGACGGACAGCUUCCUGUGGAAACAGAUAGUGUCCAACGUGUUGAUCUUCUCCUGCACUAACAUCGUGGGAGUGUGCACUCAUUACCCUGCUGAGGGCUCACAGCGGCAGGCCUUCCAGGAGACCAGGGAAUGCAUACAGGCUCGCCUCCACUCGCAGAGGGAGAACCAACAGCAGGAGCGUCUCCUGCUCUCAGUGCUUCCUCGCCAUGUCGCCAUGGAGAUGAAAGCCGACAUCAAUGCCAAGCAGGAAGAUAUGAUGUUUCACAAGAUCUACAUCCAGAAGCAUGACAACGUCAGCAUUUUAUUCGCAGACAUCGAAGGUUUCACCAGCCUGGCAUCGCAGUGCACAGCGCAGGAGCUGGUGAUGACGCUCAACGAACUGUUUGCUCGCUUCGAUAAACUGGCAGCGGAGAACCACUGUCUGCGGAUCAAGAUCCUGGGAGACUGCUACUACUGCGUGUCCGGGCUGCCGGAGGCCCGAGCCGACCACGCCCACUGCUGCGUGGAGAUGGGACUCGACAUGAUCGAGGCCAUCUCGCUGGUCCGGGAGGUGACCGGGGUCAACGUCAACAUGCGGGUGGGCAUCCACAGCGGCAGGGUGCACUGCGGCGUGCUGGGCCUCAGGAAGUGGCAGUUCGACGUCUGGUCCAACGACGUGACGCUGGCCAAUCAGAUGGAGGCUGGAGGCCAGGCCGGACGCAUUCAUAUCACCAAGGCCACGCUGAAUUACCUGAACGGGGACUACGACGUGGAAGCGGGAGCAGGAGGAGACAGAAAUGCCUACCUGAAGAAGCACAACAUAGAAACCUACCUCAUUGUGGGCUGCAGCCAGAAAAGGAAAGAGGAAAAGGCCAUGAUUGCCAAGAUGAACCGGCAGAGGACCAACUCCGUCACCCACAACAGCGGCCACUGGACCGACCGGCCCUUCUACAACCACCUGGGGGGAAACCAGGUCUCCAAAGAGAUGAAGCGGAUGCUAUGCUCCACCCGCUGUGGCUCCACCUGCCGUGCCCCCCCCCCCGUGGGUCUGCCUGCCGUGGCUCCACCCAUCAUGGCUCCACCCACCAUGUACCCCUCCAUGGCUCCACCCACCAUGUACCCCUCCAUGGCUCCACCCACCAUGGCUCCAACACCGUAG
Molecule: messenger RNA, 2078 nt
Organism: Salarias fasciatus (jewelled blenny)
Lineage: Eukaryota; Metazoa; Chordata; Actinopteri; Blenniiformes; Blenniidae
Product: adenylate cyclase type 5-like
Exons: 9
Coding region: 24-2078 (684 amino acids)
Biological process (GO): adenylate cyclase-activating G protein-coupled receptor signaling pathway; intracellular signal transduction; cyclic nucleotide biosynthetic process
Cellular component (GO): plasma membrane
Molecular function (GO): adenylate cyclase activity
Source: RefSeq, a predicted model, not a curated record